This is a messenger RNA of Thunnus maccoyii (southern bluefin tuna), 2748 nucleotides long. It is a transcript of the gene adgrl4, whose product is annotated as adhesion G protein-coupled receptor L4. The record is from RefSeq and is a predicted model, not a curated record. Gene Ontology annotation, biological process: cell surface receptor signaling pathway; adenylate cyclase-activating G protein-coupled receptor signaling pathway. Gene Ontology annotation, molecular function: G protein-coupled receptor activity; calcium ion binding. Gene Ontology annotation, cellular component: membrane. The transcript is spliced from 16 exons. Bases 58 to 2298 code for a protein of 746 amino acids. NCBI's taxonomy places the organism in Eukaryota, Metazoa, Chordata, Actinopteri, Scombriformes, Scombridae.
UCACCAGCCAGCCCACCACAGUCUCUGCUAAAAGUAAAAUCCAGACUCAGCGCAAGUAUGGAGUCUUUGCUCAAGUCACCAAUGAAACUUAUACUUUUGACAGCAUGGCUCUCCAGUGUGAUGGACCCAUGCAGCUUCUCUGACAUUUGUGGUUUUUGUAAUAAACUUGCAACGUGCAAGUCCCAGAAUGGAUCAAAGGAGGCCUGCUUCUGUAACCAUGGAUAUACCGGAGAUGGAAGAACGUUUUGCAAUGAUGACGACGAGUGCCAGAAUGCGACUGGUAUCUGCGGCAGCAAAGCAAACUGCACCAACACAGUGGGCAGCUACUACUGUACAUGUAUGAGUGGAUACAAAUCGACAGGACUGGCCGAGUUCCAGACAAACGAUGGCACCGAGUGCAUCGACAUUGAUGAAUGCGAGGAAGGACAGGCCUGUGGACCAAACUCCCGCUGCCAUAAUACGAAUGGAUCUUUCUAUUGCACCUGUCAGCGUGAUUACAUCCCAACUUCAGGCACUAAGCACUUUCAUCCAGAGAAAGGUAUAAGAUGUAAAGAGCAUCCUCAAAAAUACUGCCAUGACACCAUUGGAUGCAUCACGCAGACUGUCAACAAAACACUUGCAUAUAUGAGUAACCUCACAGAGCCUGAGAGUCUUCUGAAGGAAAUUGCCAACCAGACGUCCGGUGAACUCACCUCAGUGGAAGUGAUUGCAUAUGUUGAGGCCUUGUGUCAAUCUGCAUCAAUGCUGGCUGCCGGAGAAAACGAUUACACUGUCAAACCAUCUGUCAUCAACUCAACUCUCUCAAAAUUAGUGAAAGCAGUAAACAACUUGGUGGAGAAGGAUGAACUGGUGGCUUGGAGCAGAAUCAAAGAAGAGCGCAGGGAACAUACCAUCACCAAGCUGCUGCACACUGUUGAAGAAAGUGCUCUGACGUUGGCCAACAACUACAAAACUCCAACUGAGCUCGAAAUCAAAGCGACACAAAUGGAAUUGAAACUCUUCACCUUUGAUGCCCGUCACACAAAAGCCAUAUUGUCUGCGUCCAUGGGAGGAGAUCAUAUAAAUGUAACUCCGAAGCUGAGACAAGGGGAGAGCAGAAAUGGAAAUGUGUCAGUGGUGUUUGUGCACUAUGACAGCAUCGGUGACAUCCUGAAGCCGAGCAGCGACCCAGGUCUCACCGACUACUCCCGGUAUGCGGGAACAGGGGAAAUCACUGUCAACUCCCAAGUCAUAGCAGCAGCCAUCAAACCUGCUGAUGUCUACCAACUUGACCAUGUCACCUUUACUCUGAGACACAACGAGCCCAUAGACACUAAAGCUGAUGUGAUGAAGUGCGCCUUCUGGGAGUAUGAGCUGGACAGCCUGCAGGGCCACUGGGCCACUCAUGGCUGCAAGACCGUCCACGUCAACAGCAAUGCAACCAGCUGCUCCUGCAAUCACCUCACACACUUUGCUAUCCUCAUGUCCUCUGGGCGAGCCAAUCUGGUGGCUCACUAUACCAUCCUGACCCGGAUCACCCAGCUGGGGAUGAUCAUCUCCCUCAUCUGUCUGUCCAUGUGCAUCUUCACCUUCUGGUUCUUCAGUGAGAUCCAGAGCACCAGGACCACUAUCCACAAGAACCUGUGCUGCAGUCUCUUCAUGGCUGAGUUCAUCUUUCUUGUGGGGAUCAACAUGAACACACAUAAGCUUUUUUGCUCUGUUAUUGCAGGGCUGCUGCACUAUUUCUUCCUUGCAGCCUUUGCCUGGAUGUGCAUUGAGGGCAUUCAUCUGUACUUAAUAGUGGUUGGCGUCAUCUACAACAAAGGCUUCCUGCACCGUAACUUUUACAUCUUCGGCUAUGGAAGCCCAGCAGUGGUGGUGGCCAUCUCCGCAACACUAGGUUCCAAGUAUUAUGGCACUGAUAAAGUGUGUUGGCUGAGCACGGAAAACAACUUCAUAUGGAGUUUCAUCGGGCCUGCAUGUUUGAUCAUUCUGGUUAAUCUCUUGGCUUUUGGAGUAAUCAUCUACAAAGUGUACCGCCAUACUGCUGUGAAAAAACCUGAAAUCAGCCACUAUGAAAACAUCAGGUCCUGUGCCCGCGGUGCCUUGGCACUGCUGUUCGUGUUGGGUGCCACCUGGACCUUUGGAGUGCUACACAUCCUCAAUGAGACCACCCUCACUGCCUAUCUGUUCACCAUCUCCAAUGCCUUCCAGGGGAUGUUCAUCUUCAUCUUCCUCUGUGUGUUGUCCAGAAAGAUUCAGGAGGAGUACUACAGGCUUUUCAAAAACGUGCCAUGUUGUUUUGAAUGCCUGAGAUGAAUUAAUGCAACCAAAGCUUGAUCAUCUGCACUCGUACAAUAACAGUCGACACUCCAGCUUUGCAGCAUCCUGUGACUCAUGCUUUCAUUUUCGGAAAAAGCAGUGGGAGGAAUUGUUUAGUACAGAUGUCUAAUAAAUAUGAACACAUAGCAGCAGCCAUUUCUAAAUCUCUUGUUUCCCCUUUCAAAGACUGUCACCAUCUAUACAUGACUUUGGUUUAUUUUAUGUUCAAGAUAUUUUUGUACAAUGCACACAUACAAAUCCUUGUCAUUUAAGACAUUUUUCUGAUAAUAAUACUGGAAUCAACAUAUUUUGUAUAUUUUCAGUUUAAUUUAAUGCCUUCACAGUUAUGAGCAUUACACUCUGAAUAACCUACACUGCCUGUUUUUUAUCCUUUCUUGUGUUUGAAAUUGAUUUGUAAAUUAUUAAAAUGAAUGUGGCAAACCAACA